CUGAGUAUGCAGUGCACUUUGAUCAGUCAGCUUAUUUACGAAGUUCAUCAGCACAAACUCUGUAUCAGUAUAGGUCUUAAUCUUCUUACGAAUCUACUGGAGGUAGUGAGCUAAAUUCAACAGAAAGAAGGACUGAGUCGGACACAACACAGAAAUUUUACUUGGGCAUCAGUACUUCUGGUGUGCUAAGAUCGUGCAGUAGCAGUGAUAGAAAAGUAAAAACAACAUGAGUGGAAAUAAGAGUGAAGUUUUUUUACGAAGUGUUUCAACAGGAUGUUACACUUCAACGCGGGACUGCUUUCUUAGCUCCGGGAAAGACAUCCCGAAAGCGCGUGUUUUUGCUUUUUUUCGCUUUUCCGGGUCUACGCAUGAAGAUGUUUUCAAGCAGACAGUACUGCCUCCUCAACGCUUCAUCAGCGCAACCCCCCGGCCCGGCCCGCUGGCGCGAGGGGCGGCGCUCCGGUAGGCCAAUCGGCGCGGGCGGUUCCGCCGGCGCCCAACGGGGGCAGCGGGCCGGGGCCGGGCGGCAGGAGGAAGCGGCGCGAUGGGGCCGGCGGCGGGGGACGCGGAACCGGCGGCAGCGGCGAGAGGCAGUCCGUGGCUGCUGCUGGCGCUGCCGCCGCUGCUGCUGUUCGCGCUGGUGGUUCGGCAGCUGCUGAAGCAGCGGCGGCCGCCCGGCUUUCCGCCGGGUCCCGCGGGGCUGCCCCUCAUCGGCAACAUCCACUCCCUGGGCGCGGAGCAGCCGCACGUCUACAUGCGGCGCCAGAGCCAGAUCCACGGGCAGAUUUUCAGUCUUGAUUUGGGAGGUAUAUCUGCUAUUGUACUGAAUGGCUAUGAUGCAGUGAAAGAAUGCCUUGUUCACCAAAGCGAAAUUUUUGCUGACAGACCAUCUCUUCCUUUGUUUAAGAAGCUGACAAACAUGGGAGGCUUACUGAACAGUAAAUACGGCAGAGGAUGGACAGAACAUCGCAAAUUAGCUGUAAAUACCUUUCGAACUUUUGGAUAUGGUCAAAGGUCCUUCGAACACAAAAUUUCAGAAGAAUCUGUGUUUUUCCUUGAUGCCAUUGAUACCUACAAAGGCAGACCAUUUGAUCUUAAGCACUUGAUAACAAAUGCCGUUUCAAACAUUACUAAUUUGAUUAUUUUUGGAGAACGUUUUACAUAUGAAGAUACUGAAUUUCAGCACAUGAUUGAGAUUUUCAGUGAAAAUAUUGAAUUAGCUGCUAGUGCCUCUGUAUUUUUAUAUAAUGCUUUUCCUUGGAUUGGUAUACUGCCAUUUGGGAAACACCAGCAGCUGUUUAAAAAUGCAGCUGAAGUCUAUGACUUUCUUCAUAAGCUUAUUGAGCGAGUCUCUGAAAAUAGGAAGCCUCAGUCACCUCGGCAUUUUAUAGAUGCAUAUUUAGAUGAGAUGGAGUGCAACAAAAAUGAUCCAGAAUCUACAUAUUCAAGAGAAAACUUAAUUUUCUCUGUUGGAGAACUCAUCAUAGCUGGGACAGAAACCACAACAAAUGUUUUAAGAUGGGCAGUGCUAUUUAUGGCUCUUUAUCCAAACAUUCAAGGACAUGUUCAAAAAGAAAUCGAUUUAGUCAUUGGCCCAAACAAAAUGCCUGCCUUAGAAGAGAAAUGUAAAAUGCCAUAUACUGAGGCUGUUCUCCACGAAGUUCUAAGAUUCUGUAACAUAGUUCCACUAGGUAUUUUUCAUGCGACUUCCAAAGAUACUGUUGUACGUGGUUACUCUAUUCCUGAAGGCACAACAGUUAUUACAAACCUCUACUCUGUACAUUUUGAUGAAAAAUAUUGGAACAACCCAGAAGUGUUUUUUCCUGAGAGAUUUUUGGACAGCAGUGGACAGUUUGUCAAGAAAGAUGCAUUUAUUCCUUUUUCAUUAGGAAGAAGACAUUGUCUUGGAGAACAGCUAGCUCGAAUGGAACUGUUUUUGUUUUUCACUUCGUUACUACAACGAUUUCACCUGUGUUUUCCUCAUGGUGGGAUUCCAGAUCUCAAACCAAGAUUAGGCAUGACAUUACAACCACAGCCAUACCUCAUUUGUGCAGAAAGACGAUGAAGAGAAGUGUCUAGACUGUCAGGUGGAGUAAAAUGGUCCAAGUUGCUGCCAAGGAGUCACGUGCCUUCUAUUUCUAAAUGUAUUCAAGUUGGAAGAACAAAAAUGUUAAUGACUUAAACUAUGGUCAUUUGUGCACAAGUUCAUGGUUUCUUUUUACUUGGUUUUAAAAAAAAAAAAAAACCUCUCAACCAAGAAUAUAAAACAAAUCCCGUGUUUAAAGUUGAUGUUUCCACUCCAUAAAUUUGUUUUGAAUCCAACUUCUGAUUCAGUUUUUAAUUUCUUAGCAUGCUAUUUUACUUUGAGAGAAUAUUUUUAUAACAUAGAUAAUAUGGCUCCAUUUUUUAUACUCAGAUUUAUCUGUAGAAAUCCUGUAUACAUUAUUCCAGCAAAGCUGUUAUUUAUAAUUCUCUAUUAAAUUCACAUAGCUAAAAAGAUUUUAAAGAUAUGUUUACAUUUCUGUAACUAAGAAGUUAUCAUUUGCAGCCUUGACAAACAAAUUGAUAAUUAAAGCAUUAAAAUCCCUCCUUCAUCA
Molecule: messenger RNA, 2597 nt
Organism: Numida meleagris (helmeted guineafowl)
Lineage: Eukaryota; Metazoa; Chordata; Aves; Galliformes; Numididae
Product: vitamin D 25-hydroxylase
Exons: 6
Biological process (GO): xenobiotic metabolic process
Cellular component (GO): cytoplasm; intracellular membrane-bounded organelle
Molecular function (GO): oxidoreductase activity, acting on paired donors, with incorporation or reduction of molecular oxygen, reduced flavin or flavoprotein as one donor, and incorporation of one atom of oxygen; heme binding; iron ion binding
Source: RefSeq, a predicted model, not a curated record